AUGAAUGUGCAAAAGGUGUCAUGCAAGGCAAGGUGCCAAUAUUUUGUGGUCACACUUAAAGGAGCUGCAUAUAAGUGGUUUAAAAGCCUUAGACUAGGAACAAUUACAUCUUGGAAGCAAUUUUUGGAGGAAUUCCAUCAACAACAUCAAGCAACGAGUGAUUACAUUGUGCCUAUAACAAGUAUCACCAAUGUAAUGCAAGGGGAGAAAGAAAGCUUAAGGAGAUACAUCCAACGCUUUAAUGCCGAAGUUGCCAAAGUAGGGAGGAUGUCCAACGAUGAACUCAAGUUCGCCAUAGCUAUUGGAAUAUGCCUUGGGAGUGGAUUAUGGGGGAAUAUGUUAAAAAGGGAGUUGGAUGGAAAUGAGGACUUCUAUGAGAAAGCAGAAAUAUACAUCCGUAUCGAGGAAGGAAACAGAGUCUUGGGGACGGACACAAGUGAGUGUACUUUGGCAAGCUUGUCAGACCCUUACAAGGUCUAUUAG
Messenger RNA from Cannabis sativa, 483 nucleotides. RefSeq lists its product as uncharacterized. Lineage: Eukaryota; Viridiplantae; Streptophyta; Magnoliopsida; Rosales; Cannabaceae. Bases 1 to 483 code for a protein of 160 amino acids. The record is from RefSeq and is a predicted model, not a curated record. The transcript has a single exon.